AUGGGAUGUUGCGCUUCGGUCGAAGAUGGUGCAGGAAAACUGCGUAGCGAAGAAAUUGAUAAUGAAUUGCGCAUGGAGAAAAUGAACAUACGUAAUGAAGUCAAGCUUCUAUUACUAGGUGCUGGCGAAUCGGGCAAAUCGACGAUUUUGAAGCAGAUGAAGCUGAUACACGAUAGUGGAUUUUCACCCGACGAACGACGAGCGUUUCGCGAAAUCAUCUUUAGCAACGCGAUCCAAUCGAUGCAUGUCCUUCUGGAAGCCAUGGAGACUCUUAAUAUCCCAUUGGCCGAUGCCGGACGCCAAGCUCAUUUUGACUUGAUUAUGCGUCAACCGAGUCAAAUGAACAACAACUAUCAGACGAUGCCUCCUAAUAUUGUCCAAGCGAUCAAAGAGUUAUGGAUCGAUGACGGUGUCCAGGCCACGUUUAAACGCAGCAAUGAAUAUCAACUGAAUGACUCUGCUGCUUAUUAUUUCGAAUCGAUAGACCGUAUUGGCCGGCCCGAUUAUAAUCCAACCGAUCAGGACGUUCUGCGAUCGCGAGUAAAAACGACGGGCAUCACCGAAACCAAAUUUAAUAUCGGCGAGUUAACUUAUCGGAUGUUCGAUGUGGGUGGACAACGAUCGGAACGGAAAAAAUGGAUCCACUGCUUCGAAGAUGUGACAGCGUUGAUCUUCCUGGUCGCGAUCUCCGAGUACGAUCAGACAUUGGUGGAAGAUGAAUCAGUGAACCGCAUGCAAGAAGCGUUAACGCUUUUUGACUCGAUCUGCAACUCACGGUGGUUUGAAAAGACAUCGACAAUUCUGUUUUUGAACAAGACAGAUAUUUUUAAACAGAAACUCCUUCACAGCCCGUUGGCCAAUUACUUUCCCGAUUAUAAAGGCACCGACACGUACGAUGAAGCCAGCCACUACAUCAUGCUCCGAUUCACUUCACUGAACUCUUCGGCAGACAAACAAGUGUAUACCCAUUUUACGUGUGCAACCGACACAGAGCAAAUCAAAUUCGUCAUGUCGGCUGUCAACGAUAUCAUUUUACAAACCAAUUUGCGAGAUGUGGGUCUGAUCUAA
Molecule: messenger RNA, 1068 nt
Organism: Radiomyces spectabilis
Lineage: Eukaryota; Fungi; Mucoromycota; Mucoromycetes; Mucorales; Radiomycetaceae
Product: G protein alpha subunit
Exons: 4
Coding region: 1-1068 (355 amino acids)
Biological process (GO): adenylate cyclase-modulating G protein-coupled receptor signaling pathway
Cellular component (GO): heterotrimeric G-protein complex
Molecular function (GO): GTPase activity; G protein-coupled receptor binding; G-protein beta/gamma-subunit complex binding
Source: RefSeq, a predicted model, not a curated record